GUUCAAUCCAAGUUGGCCACAACUUCAUUGGAUUUUAUUAUUUUUUUUGCAGGAGGAAGGGUUGAAUAAACUUUGUUCAUAGAUUUAUUUUAUGACAGUUAAUUAGUAACAUGAUCUGUUCUUUGAGCAUGUACUUUGUCAUGUGACAGUUGAUUUCUCUAUAAAUGUAUUAGUUUCACUUACGAAGCCAACUGAAUCUCUAAGCUACCCAUCUGUGGUCUUAGAAUAGCACAAUCAUGACUCAAAAACAGAUGGGCAAAAUUCUAGAUGAGAAGCUGGAAGAAAAUGAAAAGGCAGCUGUUUCGGAACGGACUUUUAUGUACGAUGGAGUGUUAUAUCCUGCUAUGAUUAGUUCCCUGGAAACGCUAAAAAGAGUUAAUACCUUUAGAGCUCGGAAAGAUGAUAUUGUACUAGUGUCAUACCCCAAAACAGGUUCAAACUGGGUUGGGGAGAUUUUAACGCAGCUGGAAAUUGCCUCUGGAAAAUAUGAUGAAGACGAGCAGAAGCGAAGGCAGCAAAUACUGCAGGAAGUAUCAUUAUUUCCUUUUCUCGAAUUUGGAGAUCCAGAAAAAUUUGAGAGGAUGGAAAAACUGCCUUCCAGAAGAAUUAUAAAAACACACCUCAUCCCUCGAAAGUUGCCCAGGUCUCUUUUUGAAAAGAAGACAAAAAUACUGGUUUUGUUUCGGAAUCCAAAGGAUACAGCUGUAUCUUUCUUCCAUUUUUCCAAAGGCAUAAAACUGAAUUCUGAUCAGAAAAACUGGGAUGAGUUCUUUGAAGAGUUUAUCACUGGAAAAGUGGCUUAUGGAUCUUAUUUUGAUCAUAUUACUGAAUGGAACAACUAUCUGGAUGACAGCAAUGUAUCUUUUAUUACCUAUGAGGAAAUAAAAGAGAAUCCAGUCUCAGCACUGAAAAAAAUAGCCAAAUUCUUUGACUUUUCUGUGACUGAAGAGGAAAUUGAGAGCAUUGUAAAGAAAACAAGUUUUGAAAGCAUGAAAGGUACCACAGAAAACUAUGGAAAACUAGGGAAGAUACUUUUCCGCAAAGGCAUAGUAGGUGAUUGGAUGUCUGUCUUCUCAGAAAGCCAGAAUGAAAAAAUGGACAGAAAAUUUGAAGAGACUGUAGCUAAAACUAAACUUGGAAUGAUGUUGAAAUAUGAGCUGUACUGCAAAAACUGACAAGAUCAUCAGUGCUACAAACAUCUCAUGUUCUGAUUCUCUGCAUAAGGCUAAACAUACUUACCGUAUUUUUCAGAGUAUAAGGCACACUUUUUUCACCCUUAAAAGAGGCUGAAAAUUUGGGUGCAUCUUAUACUCUGAAUGUAGCUUUUUCAAAGCUUUUUUUUCAACCCUAAUGAGGCGCUAGCGAGUAAAGCGAUCUUCCCUCUGACUUUCAGCUGUGCUUUAGCUUUUUUUCAGCCCUAACGAGUUGCUAGCGAGUGAAGUGAUUUUCCACAUGCUUUCCUGCUCCCUCCGAUUCUCGGCUGUCUUUUAGAAGCUUUUUUUCAGGCCUAACGAGGCGCCAGCGAAUGAUCUCUCUGCUUUGCCUGCUUUUCUCAUUGCUGCUCCCUCUCAGCUGUGCUUUAGAAGCUGUUUUUUAUCCCCAAGCAGGGGGUAAAAAGUGCGCGCUCAAAACCAGCAAACUUUUUUCCCCCUAUUUUCCUCCACAAAAAUUAAACUGCAUCUUAUACUCCAGUGCGUCUUAUACUUUGAAAAAUAUGGUAAGUUGUUCAAGAAUUGAUAGUGCCUUCCUCUGUCUCCAGAUGUGCCAGAUGUCAUUUCUGAUACCGGUAAUCCCAACACAGUUAUUGGUUGGGUUAUAUGAUGAGCCAAAGAUUAUAGGAGCUGAAGUCCAACAAUCUGAAAAAAAGCUCAAUUAAAGGGAAGGAAGAAUUGGAGUAUUACAAUAUAUGGGGGCAAUUUUAUCAAUGGAUAGAAACUGAAUAUAAACAAUAAGCAAUGUAAAAGCAAGAAAUAUGGAAAAAAAUAUGCUGUAAUAUGGCAAAUAUGAACAUAAGAAGAAAGAUAAAUAUGUACUAAGAAAAUGAUGAUAAAUGUUGAUUCUGAAGACACAAAAUUUUUUAUACCCAGAUGAUACAAUGAUUUUAUUAAUGAUGAAUUGUUUGUUUAAAAAAAUUUAUACAUACAUACAUACAUACAUACGUGCAUAUAUAUAUAUAUAUAUAGGUCUUUGGUUGUUCGGGUUUUCUCCCGUGUAAAAUUGGAAGUGUCUUGGUGACGUUUCGACGAAGUCUCAUUCGUCAUCUUCAGGCUUCAGCUUCGUGCUUCUGGGAGCAAUGUGUGAUCGCAGCUGUUUCUUCCUUUUAACU
Messenger RNA from Ahaetulla prasina, 2326 nucleotides. Its product is annotated as sulfotransferase 6B1-like. The transcript is spliced from 7 exons. Gene Ontology annotation, molecular function: sulfotransferase activity. NCBI's taxonomy places the organism in Eukaryota, Metazoa, Chordata, Lepidosauria, Squamata, Colubridae. The record is from RefSeq and is a predicted model, not a curated record. Bases 237 to 1175 code for a protein of 312 amino acids. Gene Ontology annotation, cellular component: cytoplasm. Gene Ontology annotation, biological process: sulfation.